Messenger RNA from Moneuplotes crassus, 1161 nucleotides. The record is from the annotation of a GenBank genome assembly. NCBI's taxonomy places the organism in Eukaryota, Ciliophora, Spirotrichea, Euplotida, Euplotidae.
AAAAAAUGGCAGCUUGGUUUCAUCCAUGACUAAGAGUGCUCUAUCUUCUCACAUUGGUAAAGUUUACAUUUGGACAAGCAUGCAAUAGCGUCACUUAUAAUACCUGAGCUCCCUGUUUUACUAAUUCUGCCUGUGUUUGGCAACAAGGAGGAUGAACAGAUGACAGAUCUAACGGUUUGCUUACUGACUCCUAUAACCAAGCAUCUAAUUAUGCUCAGUGUAAUAGUGCUGUAGAGAGUGGGAAUAUUACUCUGUCUUCAAUCCAAGGGGAGACUCUGGAGCUUUCUACAAAAUCAGGUACAUCAGCAAACCACAUUUGUGAGUGGAUAAUUUUGAUUGAGCAAGGCAAGAGUGUAGAAAUAACAGCAACAAGAUCUACGAAUAGAGAUGAAGAAAUGGUUAUUCAAUAUGUUCAGAGUAAUGGGACCACUACUAUCGCCAGCAAUAGUAUUGGGACAUGCACUUCAAGUAACUACAACACUACAAUCAAUGCUAACGUCACCUCUGUAACUAUAAGAACUAAAAUAUUAUCCACAUCCCCUUCCUACACGAUUGUGGUUGUUCAGAGUGGAAUAGAUUCUGGAACCCCUAAUGUUUUAACGAACAACAAAAGAUUAGUUGAAGCUAUUUCCUUCAUCCUGGUUAUCAUCAUAAUAUUCAUUUUGAUAUCUGUGCUGACCUUUGCUCUUUGGCGCAAUUCCAGAACCUGAUUGGGAGGAAAAAGAGGAAACCAAGAGAUAAGGCUCCAGCAAAUUCAAGAUGAAAAUGAAGAAUACGUUGAAAAAUUCAUGUAUAAUAUGACAUCAGGCAGGUAUGAUACCAUGCCAAAGAAUUAUAAGGUUGAGAGAUGUAUUAUAUGCAACUUGAAGUUCUUUGAUGAUGAUAACGUCCAUAUUACUGCUGAGUGUCUUCAUAUGUUCCAUUCCCAUUGUCUUCAGAGCUGGUACAAUAUGAUCUCAAGUACAAGAAAUCUAGCUUGACCAAUGUGAAAUACAUUAUCAAGAGGUCAAGAAGAUGGGUCAUUAAUUGGGAACAGUCAGCCUGGAAGUGGAUCAAACCAAAUUAGUUCUUCAAGUGAUAUGCUUGGCUCAGAGAACAAAUCACACUCCAUUAGUGCUAAAGGUGAUAAUUAAUUUUAACGACCCAUUUUCAAACUGCUAA